AAACGUCUCUGGUGUUAAACAUGUCACCAGUAACUUGUACUAACCCACUACUUGUUAAAGUAGCCUAACUCAGACACUGUAGCUGUGGCGUGUUCUGCCAACAGUGUUGAACUUUGUGUGAGACAUUUCCUCUGCAGCCGAGACGUGUAGGACCAACGUUAGUCGUCUUCAGGGCAGUUUAACCACCUUAAUGCGACAUUACUCCGUCGUUAACCUCCAGAGCAUGAAGGCGCUAACGUUUGGGAUAACUCUUGUCCGACAUGGGGAAACACAGUACAAUAAAGAAGGCCUGCUGCAAGGCCAGGCUAUAGAUUCACCCUUGUCUGACAUCGGGCUGCAGCAGGCUGAGGCUGCAGGCCGUUACCUGAAAGAUGUCAAAUUCAGCAACGUGUUUGUCAGUGACAUGCUGCGGGCCAAACAGACUGCUGAAGCAAUAAUGAAACACAACAGUAGUUGUUCUGGUCUACAGAUGGCGUGUGACCCUUUACUUAAAGAGAAAAGCUUUGGGAUAGCAGAGGGGCAACGGGUGCAGGAAGUGAAAGAGAUGGCCAAGGCAGCCGGUCAGUCGUUUCCAAUCUUCACUCCUCCAAACGGGGAGACGCAGGAGCAGGUGACGGAGCGGGUCAAAGAGUUUCUGGAGAAAAUGCUUCAGCAAAUUGGGGCUGAACACUGGCGUGACAGAGGGGAGGAUGGAAUCUCAGAAACAUCUCCUGUGGAGGGAAAGGCAGACGAUGGGGUCAGGGGUGUCCCGGUCCACGCUUUGGUUGUCAGCCACGGGGCCUACAUGUGUGUGGCGGUGCGCUUCCUUGUGGAGGAGUUACACUGCUCCUUGCCUCCGGGUUCUGACAAAGCACACUUGUUCUCUUUAAGUCCUAACACAGGUCUGUGUCGGUUUAUACUAAACAUGCGGAAAGAGGACGACAGGUUCAAAUUGUCCGGGAUCCGUUGUGUGUUCGCUCACAGAGGGGACCAUGUUAAACAGUAGGAGAAACAUACAAUGUUAAAAAGCUCCACACACUCAACACUGACAGUUUACAAUUGUAAAAGAUUUUAUUUAUAGGUUCUGUAUUUAUUUUUCAUUUGGUGCUCAGUCACUUCACGGCACAGUUUGAUCACAUAUUGAAAUGGAUGGAUCAAAUCCUCGUUGUUCAAUAUAAGCAUGUUUUCACAAUGGAACUGUGAAACAAAAAAAUGUUAGGUCAAGUGUUUCGGUGCUAUUUAUUAUUAUAUAGUUGAGUGGCUCUUAGCCUUGUCUUGUAUCAAGGAUCCCUGAAUGAAUAAAACAGUUGGUUAUGGACCCUCACUUGAAAAGAUAUAACUUAGGGGACCUCCAUCUGAAAAGACUUUGCUCAUUAGAUCCUAUGAUCAGAAUAGUCACUCUUGUGACUCUAACUCACAUUGGGCUUGCUUCUAUAGUGAAUUAAAUAGUGAUGAUAAACUAUUCCCCAUUUUUCUUGGGAGCCCCUAAAAUUCUUAAAUUAAUUGAAUUUGAAUUGAAUCUGGUUUAAAUUCAGCAAGAUAAAUAAUUAAAUACAUCUGCAUUAUUUUUUUACAGUGGACUCCAACAAAAUCUGUUUUACAUUCAAGCUCUGCAUGCUGGUUCAUAAGUUGAGCAAUGUCAUUUAACCUCAGGUAGAUGGUUUGUGUUGCAGGGCAGUGUCAUCAUCACUUUGUUACUGUCUGGCUGUUCAUUACUGUAAAUGCAGGCAGCUUUUUGCUCUA
Messenger RNA from Epinephelus fuscoguttatus (brown-marbled grouper), 1722 nucleotides. RefSeq names its product TP53 induced glycolysis regulatory phosphatase a (gene tigara). The coding region runs from base 191 to 985 and encodes 264 amino acids. The transcript is spliced from 6 exons. Gene Ontology annotation, molecular function: fructose-2,6-bisphosphate 2-phosphatase activity. The record is from RefSeq and is a predicted model, not a curated record. Lineage: Eukaryota; Metazoa; Chordata; Actinopteri; Perciformes; Serranidae. Gene Ontology annotation, biological process: negative regulation of programmed cell death; fructose 1,6-bisphosphate metabolic process; fructose 2,6-bisphosphate metabolic process. Gene Ontology annotation, cellular component: cytosol.